CCGCUCUACAAAUUACGGAUGUAAACGUCUUCGGCUACCGUGAUAAGCCUAACCGCGGUAAGUGAUCAAAGAUGGCCUCCUCAGAGACAGCCGCUCAGUUAUUUACCCGAUUAUCUGCUAGACCUCUGUUUCAACACUUAGAAAAUCGAUUUUUUGAUUCUGUAACAGAAAAGGACAAAGACUUGCGUGGAGUUGAAAUUUUUGGAGAGGCUUCCUCUGGUAAAACUGAAAUGGUAUUACAUUUAAUAAUCAAUACAAUAAUUCCAAAGAAAUGGAAGCAUUUGGAAGUUGGUGGAAGAGGGCUAGGUGUUCUUCUUAUUGACCUGGAUUGUAAAUUCCCUAUGAUCAGGUUUUUGUGUUUGCUUGAAAAAAAACUAGAGCAUUGUAUUUCUAUAUCCAAUUCAACUGAACCAGGAACAGGGAAUAUAAUUGUAAAGGAAUUUAUAGACACUUGCUUACAAAGAUUUUUUAAAUUGGAUUGCUUUUCUACGAUAGAACUUAUUGUAAGCCUCAAGGCAUCAGAAAGAUUUCUAGAAGAUAACCCUGAAAUCUUCCUACUGAUUAUAGACAAUGCAUCAUCAUUUUACUGGUCCGAUAAUUUAAGCUGUGGUCAGUCAAAUCAAUAUGUUUCUGUUAUGAUCAAAAUUCUUAAAGAUAUAAUUCAAAACUAUGGAAUGGUUGUGGUUCUGACAAGGUCUUAUGAAGAAAAAAGUAAGUAUAGUAAACAAUCGGCUUGGUGGGAAUUAUGCAACUACCGAUAUCAUUUACAGAGAGACACUGAAUUUUUUAACAACAAGGAAGCUUCGAUAUGUGUUUGCUCAAUGCUUCAUCCUACACAUUAUAAAGUUAAAUUCACUUGGACAGAAAAUGGAUUGAAAUUUUUAGCAUAGCCUGCUUUACUUUCAGUUGUCACAUGAUCAAUCCUUGUUAAAAGCACGCAUAUUUCUUGUCCGUGUCAAUUGAGUAAAAAAUUUGUGGUAGUUAUGAUGAUUCACAUUUACGUUUUUUAUAUCAUUUUAAUUAAAAUUUAUUGGGCGUUCAAAGAUCAGAUUUUUUAUCUUUAAAUCGAAGAAUGCGAAAAUAAUGUUCAGAUAUUUAAGGGAAAAGG
Messenger RNA from Hydractinia symbiolongicarpus, 1108 nucleotides. RefSeq names its product DNA repair protein XRCC2-like. Gene Ontology annotation, molecular function: four-way junction DNA binding. Gene Ontology annotation, biological process: DNA strand invasion; double-strand break repair via homologous recombination. Lineage: Eukaryota; Metazoa; Cnidaria; Hydrozoa; Anthoathecata; Hydractiniidae. Gene Ontology annotation, cellular component: centrosome; Rad51B-Rad51C-Rad51D-XRCC2 complex; replication fork. The transcript has 2 exons. Bases 72 to 890 code for a protein of 272 amino acids. The record is from RefSeq and is a predicted model, not a curated record.